CAGGAUGCUUCGUGCGCCGGGCUGACCACUUUAACAGUUGAAGGUGCACCGGGCUGUGGUUUCUUUUUUAAAGGGGUCAAUAGUUGCUGUCAUGUCAUUUCUCAUGUCGCCACGCCACCUUGAAUAUUUCCCGUCCUUUAACUCCUAAUCAUACCAAAAAGAUAGUUCAGUAAUGGAAUUCACUUUUGAUCCUGAGUAUUGAUGGUGGAAACACAUGCAUAAUGCACAAGAUCAUUGAUAUCAGUAUAAACUAUUUAACCAUUACUCAAGAGUAGCACUGAAUACCAGACCUGAUUCUGAAAAAGAAAGAAAAAACUUCAAUGGGCACAUUUCUUGGACAUCUAGUACCUGGUUUGGCCUUAGCUCUCCUUGGUUUUUGGCAUGCUAUUAACACAAUAAAAGCCCACUAUCAAAAUGGAACUACAAAAUUUAGAUCCAAGUUUUGGUACCCUUUUAACAGUCCUCUUCCUACACUACAACACCUUGAUCUCAUUCUUGUUUUGUCUUUCUCUAUCUUUUGCAUAGUUAUCCAAUUCUUGGAUUUACCUUCUCUGCACUUCUCAUUCAAGCUUCAUAAUAUUGAACAUGCAACCAUGUUCCUAAACUUGACCGUUUUCGCGGGUUUUACUCUUCUUGUUGAGUUAAGUAACUUGCCUGAGAUCCUACAUGGGAUUUUAGGCAUACUUGUUACAUCUAUUUUUGGUCAAGAACUUUUCUUACUUCAUUAUCAUUCAACUGAUCAUGUAGGAUUAGAAGGCCAUUACCACUGGCUUUUGCAAAUCGUCGUGUUUAUUUCCCUUAUGUCAGCUCUUGUUGUUACUUGCUUCCCUGCCUGUUUUCCUGCAGCACUUGUUCUUUCAAUUUCGGUUAUUUUCCAAGGUUGUUGGUUCAUGAACAUGGGAUUUAAUCUGUGGUUUCCACAGUUUGUUCCAAACGGUUGCGUUAUGCAAUCAAGUGAAGGUCAUGAAAACUUAGUUCAUGGCGUGGUUAUGUGUCAUACGAAUGAAGCUGAUUUACGGGCUAGAGCUAUGGCGAACUUGCAGUUUAGUUGGGUAAUUGCAGCUAUCUUGAUCCUUGUGGCUGGUAUUUCUCUUGUUUUCGCGAGAAAUCGAGCAGAUAGGACUCUGUUGUCCAAGUAUGAGCAGCUUCAGAGUAGAGGCAGAGACAUCCCUGUAACAAUUAAUUGCUUGAAGUAAACUACUCAAUAAAUAAGAAAUGUACAUAGGCAUCCAAAAUGCCAAUUUAAAUAAGCUUCAAUGGAUGUGUCUGAGCAUAAGUACGGCGAUGUUUUCUUGCUUAGAGAUGCACAUCGCAAUUUUUAUGGUACUACUGUACUACUUAAGUGUAUUGCAGUCACUAGACUGUCUAACCAUAGUUGUCAGUUGACCUAAAGUUUACUUAGUUUGAUGUUUUCUUCCCUCCCCCUAAAUUGUAUUACUCUUUUCUAUUAGGUGUGCA
This is a messenger RNA of Nicotiana attenuata, 1458 nucleotides long. RefSeq names its product transmembrane epididymal protein 1. The record is from RefSeq and is a predicted model, not a curated record. Bases 321 to 1196 code for a protein of 291 amino acids. The transcript has a single exon. Lineage: Eukaryota; Viridiplantae; Streptophyta; Magnoliopsida; Solanales; Solanaceae.